AGUGAUAAAUUACAAGAACUUUUUUUCGUUUCAAAGUCAUUUUCAGUUUUCGCACAUUAUCUUUUCAGCUUUAGACCAGAAGUGUUGAGAUGAUACUUAAAAGAUAUUCUCGUUUAUUUUUAAAACGUCAUUUUAGGAAAAACUAUUGUUCCCAGGCAGCUUCGGAAUGGGCAACCUGUGAGCCAAAAGUAUUUUCUGGUAUACAGCCAACAGGUAUUCCACAUUUAGGAAAUUAUGUUGGUGCCAUCUCAAACUGGUUGAUGCUUCAAAACAGAUAUUCAGGCAGUAUGUUACUAAGCAUUGUAGAUCUUCAUUCUAUCACAGUUCCUCAACAGCAACAAGAAUUAAGACAAAACAUUAUAGACAUGACUGCCUGUUUGCUUGGUUGUGGUAUUGAUACAAGUAAAACUAUCAUCUUUCAACAGUCAAUGGUUCCAUAUCACACAGAGCUGGCAUGGAUUCUGUCUUGCAUUUGUACCAUACCACGUAUACAAAAAUUAGCCCAGUGGAAGGAAAAGCAAAGUAAAAUCAAAGAGCCAAGUGUUGGAUUACUAACUUAUCCAAUAUUACAGGCAGCUGAUAUCAUGUUGUAUAAAUCAACACUUGUUCCUGUUGGUGAAGACCAAACCCAACAUUUAGAACUGACAAGAGACCUUUCUCGUUCUUUCAACCGUCUACGUGGUGUAUUGUUUCCAGAAUGUACAAUUUUACUAGGUGAUGUUGGAAGGAUCAAAAGUUUACGCAACCCAACAAGCAAAAUGAGCAAAUCUGAACCCAAUGAUAAGAGCAGAAUUGAUUUAACAGAUUCUCCAGAUGUCAUCAAAGUGAAAGUGAAGAAAGCAGUUACAGACUUUAUCUCACAAAUAUCUUAUGACCCUGACAAUCGUCCAGGUGUUUCCAACUUAAUAGACAUUCAUGUGGCCUUGACAGAUUUGAGCCAUGAUGAAGUAGUGGAGGAGUCAUUUCUGCAAGCAGAAGACACCAGCUUGUAUAAAGAAAGACUUGCAGAAGUCAUCAUUGAAAAAUUUUCACCAAUCAGAAAAGAAAUAUUGAGACUCCAGGCUGAUAAGGGUUACUUAUUAGAUGUUUUAAGAAAAGGAUCAGAAAAAGCUUCAACAAUAGCUGAAAAUACUAUUAAAGAUGUUAGGCAGUAUGUUGGACUUAGGUAAACUGUAUUCUAAAUAAAGUUCUUUGUUACUGUUAAA
Messenger RNA from Biomphalaria glabrata, 1205 nucleotides. RefSeq names its product tryptophan--tRNA ligase, mitochondrial-like. NCBI's taxonomy places the organism in Eukaryota, Metazoa, Mollusca, Gastropoda, Planorbidae. The record is from RefSeq and is a predicted model, not a curated record. Gene Ontology annotation, molecular function: ATP binding; tryptophan-tRNA ligase activity. The transcript has 7 exons. Bases 90 to 1169 code for a protein of 359 amino acids. Gene Ontology annotation, cellular component: mitochondrial matrix; mitochondrion. Gene Ontology annotation, biological process: mitochondrial tryptophanyl-tRNA aminoacylation.